CCGCACGCGGGACUCCUCCCUUCCCCGGCUCUCUUACCUCCAAGUUUUAGUCACCUCGAGUUCGUGCCCAUUGUUCUCAACCUGUGAAUAGCCUACGCUUUAGAUAUUUCCCUAUGCCCUCUCACUUCUUCUUGUCUCUAUACUGGGCUCGUUCUCGCAUCGAGGCUACCUCUAUUACCUCAAUCCUAGUCAUUGUCGUGCAGUCCUGCCGAGCUUGUCGACCCCUUCUCUUUUCUCUUACUUGCUCUGGCUUUGAUGACCCGGGCUCUAUCCACUCUCUUACGCAUGCUCAUUUCUAUCACACCAAUGUCAAUCAUCAUAUCAACCCCAGUUAUUGUACAGUGCCUGCUCAGCCUUCCUCAAAUGCCGCCCAUAUCCUUCUUCCUCGUGUCAAGAACCGGCGCCUUUGACGCAGUGACAUAGGUCCGCCUCGUUCUCGAA
Messenger RNA from Trematosphaeria pertusa, 441 nucleotides. RefSeq lists its product as uncharacterized. The transcript has a single exon. NCBI's taxonomy places the organism in Eukaryota, Fungi, Ascomycota, Dothideomycetes, Pleosporales, Trematosphaeriaceae. The record is from RefSeq and is a predicted model, not a curated record. Bases 114 to 410 code for a protein of 98 amino acids.